Molecule: messenger RNA, 846 nt
Organism: Drechmeria coniospora
Lineage: Eukaryota; Fungi; Ascomycota; Sordariomycetes; Hypocreales; Ophiocordycipitaceae
Exons: 1
Coding region: 1-846 (281 amino acids)
Source: RefSeq, a predicted model, not a curated record
AUGCUCGCAACCUCUGUCAUGGCCCUUGAACCCACCACAAUGAUACUCCCACCCAAAGCCACGCAAUGCUACCAAACAUCCUCAGUUGAAAAUGGCUGCAUGUAUCAAAACAACCAGACCAAGUACUACGAAUGCGUAUGUGGCUACGAUGGCGGCCAUUUCCUUAAGGAUAACGCCGAAUGCGUAGGCGCGAUAGAGGUGAAAAUCGAUUUGCUAAGUGUUUAUCAGUACUUGCAGGUGACGUGUGAUGCGUUCCAUCUACCCGUCAAGAUGAGUCAAGAUGAUUUCUUGAAGACAGCAGGUAAUAUCACGGAUCCGGAACCGGAACCGGACGCAGACAACAACCCAGGAGGCAUUUCGACUGGCGCCAAGAUUGCCAUCGCUAUGAGCGCAAUAGUCGCCGCUGCUGUAGCCCUCAGCGGCCUCAUUUAUGUUUUCUGCCGUGCUAAGGCGAGACGAGGAAUAAAACAGUUUGCCGAAGCCAAGUCCCGGAGAUAUAAAGAAAUCACUCCACUCCCUCAGCCACGGCCCUGCCGCGCAGGGCCAUCCAUGUCGCCUCGGCCAUUGCCAGCGGAGCUCGCAGUAUCGGUUCCUCCGCCGCCCGAAUACACGCCCAGUCUGGCCAGUAUUAAUGCAAGUGCAAAUGCUCUGCGGAUUCCGUCUGAGGUUGCCUUGCCGCAAACGCGCUUAGCAUGGACGUAUAUGGAAUCUACGAUGUCAUCCUCGACGAUGCCCAGUCAUGCCCCGCCGUUGGGUAAGAAAACGACAUCGCCAUGUGUACAGAAUGCAUAUCGGCCGUACGAACUUGACGAUACCAGUAUCACAACGCCCGUGUCAGCGAUAUAA